GUAGGCCCGGCUGGCCUCGUUCUGGCUGCUGCCGCCGCGCUGAGGCGGAGUAGGAUGAGGCCCCGGGCCGCGGCUCCAGCGUCGGCAGGGGCAACAGCAGCUGAGGCAGCAGCUGAGGCAGCCGCGACUGCCGCGCCCCCCGCUCCUGACCUGGAUUAGGCCCAGCAGCCCCGUGGCCGCCGCCGCCCCGCGGGGGGCGGGGUGGGGGAAGCGCUCGGUCUCCCCGCCCCCGCCCCCCUCAGGCUCCCGGCGCGACCCCUGCGCAGCCCGCGGCCUAGCCUCGCGCCCCCUGCCCCGGGGGCUGGCAUGAGCGGCCCCUCGGCGGCGCCGGGGCGCGGGGGAGUCGCUGCCUGAGCCCCCGGGCCUGCCGCCUCGGACCCCGCGGCGCCUAGCUCGCUGGCCGCUGAGUGUGCGAGAGACCGGGUCCCAGCUUUCUUCCUCCCCCAGAUCGCACGCACACACCCCAGCCCCGGAAGAUGGGGAACUGCCUCAAAUCCCCGACCUCGGAUGACAUCUCCCUGCUUCACGAGUCUCAGUCCGACCGGGCUAGCUUUGGCGAGGGGACGGAGCCAGAUCAGGAGCCGCCGCCGCCAUAUCAGGAACAAGUUCCCGUUCCUGUCUAUCAUCCAACACCUAGCCAGACUCGGCUAGCAACUCAACUGACUGAAGAGGAACAAAUUAGAAUAGCUCAAAGAAUAGGCCUUAUACAACAUCUGCCUAAAGGAGUUUAUGACCCUGGAAGAGACGGAUCAGAAAAAAAGAUCCGAGAGUGUGUGAUCUGUAUGAUGGACUUUGUUUAUGGGGACCCAAUUCGAUUUCUGCCGUGCAUGCACAUCUAUCACCUGGACUGUAUAGAUGACUGGUUGAUGAGAUCCUUCACGUGCCCCUCCUGCAUGGAGCCAGUUGAUGCAGCACUGCUUUCAUCCUAUGAGACUAAUUGAGCCAGGGUCUCUCGUCUGACUUCAAGUGAACCAUCACUUUUGGUGGUUUUGAUCUUUUGUCACUGAGCCCAAAGAGCCAGGGAUUAGGAAUUAAGAUCAUGCACAAAAGUUUCCUAAAAAUUCCUGGAUGGCUGCAGAUGUUGAGGAAAGUAUGUGAUAUUUUAGAAACUUACGGGGGAAAGUAGGAUGGAUCGUAUUUUUAUGUAAAGCCUUGACCCAGUGUUUAUAAUUGUUAUUAGACCUUGUUCUUGCUCCACUACAUAGGAAUUGUGUAAAGUGUAACAGCAAUUGUACAUGUUUAAAUUGUGUGUGUUGAAGAUUAGGAAAAAGAUAGUUGUUAUUUUUCCUAAAUGAGAUAAGUUUGUUCUCCCUUCCAUCCAAAUUCUUUUCUGAAGAGUUACUGGCAUUUGGGUCAAGGUUUUAUUAAAAGCUACAUUUUAUAACACUGGCACAAAAAAAAGUAGUUUUAAGCUUGUUUGCACAGUUCUUUUUUUCCAUUGGAAAUGGAAUUCAUUGCCUUAGGUCUUUUUAAAUAGUGUAUUAUUAUCGUUGGGGCUGGCUCUAUGCUUGAAAACCAGUUUAUUUAUAACCUGUUGUAAGUGCUAUAUUCUGUUUGCAGUUAGGAAAUGCAGAAUUCAAAGUGAUCUCCUAGCUUGUCAGCAAACUGAGAUGCACUAUCCCUUUUCUAUUAAAAAUGAGCUGAUGUGUCAGGAAACCAACGCAAGCAAAGUGGAUUUGAUAUCCCCUUCCUUGUGUGUCUUAUCUUAUUGUUUUGGUUGUUUAUAUGGUAAUAAUUGAAAUUCAAGUUGAAAUUUAAAUAUUAAUAUUUCUGAUUUGUUGAGCUUUGAACUAUGCCACCAUGCUUAUGUAAAAAUGAAGGUGGCACCAUGGUGAAACCUAACAAGAAGUAGUGUUUCAGCUCUUAUCAGUUGUGAUUCUCUUUCCUGUGACCUCUUUCUGGGCUAUCUGGAACCAUAGCAAAAGGAUACUGCAUCUCUUGUUACUGUAGUGCCGAGGUUAUUGAAGUUACAGAAACAUAUCCAGUCUGUUUCUUAGAAAGGUGUCUGUUAAGUCUUGCUAGGUGACUGACAAGAAAAGUAAAUGUGUUUCAUGUUUUGCACACCAAUGCAGCAGGAUUUGUAUAACCAUAUGACUUCAUAGUUGUGAUCUCAAAGGAACUUCUUCCCUUUUUCUUGCAAUUAAUGUAAGAAUACUCUAAGUCUCUAAACUUCUGAAAUGUUAGAGGUAGAGAUGGUCUAGUAAAGAUGUAAUGUUUAUCUUAUCCAUUUAGCAUGUGUUUAUUUCUCCUUCUGUUCUCAAGGUGAUUUGUUCCUUCAGCUCAGUGAUACCAUAGUCAAAAAUGAUGAGCAGCAGUGCUCUCCACCUAACAAAUCAAAUGAUUCUUUUAUAUUGUGUUGAGUAUUUAACACUUUUUUACAUUGAAAAGGUUCUUGAAGGUUCUUCAUAAUUGCAUCAUAGAAGAAACUGUGUCAUAAGUAGUCAAUUGACAUCCAGCUGAAGCAUUCAUAUGUUGCUUAAUUUCCCGACAAACCCCAUGAUGGAAAGACUUAAAAAUGAACUUGGAAAAUACUGAAAUUAGAUUUAUCAGGUUCUGUUAAAUUGUUACAUAUGUCUUGCUUAAUUUCUGUUUAUUAAUUUAUAUCCACCCAAUUAUAAAGUAAAUUUGGAGGAAACA
Molecule: messenger RNA, 2637 nt
Organism: Microtus oregoni (creeping vole)
Lineage: Eukaryota; Metazoa; Chordata; Mammalia; Rodentia; Cricetidae
Gene: Rnf11
Product: ring finger protein 11
Exons: 3
Coding region: 477-941 (154 amino acids)
Source: RefSeq, a predicted model, not a curated record